Candidula unifasciata is the source of this 318-nucleotide messenger RNA. The record is from the annotation of a GenBank genome assembly. Lineage: Eukaryota; Metazoa; Mollusca; Gastropoda; Stylommatophora; Geomitridae.
AUGAAACUGUUAAUAGCAAUUCUGUUUAUUUGGGCUGUAGCCAGUGGAAUGCCAGCUGAACAGCAGGAGCAGAAAGAUGAUGCUUCCAGGGCUAUUUGUCCUCUGGUGAUGUGUGACACCUAUUGUCCCAGUGGUCAUGCUAUCGAUUCCAAGGGCUGCACACUUUGUGCCUGUAACAAUUUCCUUUCGUUAAAACCUAUCUGUCCGCUUGUAAUGUGUGCGCUUUACUGCGAGAACGGAUUCCAAAUCGGCGACAAUGGUUGUCAAACCUGCAAGUGUAACACCGGCAUCACUGCUGUAGACGAGACAAAUCUGUAA